CGGUGUUGAAGUUAGUCGGUACAACAAGUCCAUAAAUGCAAACCCUUGUGCUGUCGACCAUUUUGGGUGUUCAAUCUUAUGGCAUCACUUCUGUUUCAAGACUUAUUCACUCAACCUAGGAUGGAAAAUCGACUACCUUUAGAGUCGCUAACCGUUUCAGAGCUGGAAGCAUUGCUUUCAAAACAGCUUCAUUUGCGUGACCGUCUUCUCCCUAAAUUGCCUGAUUCCGGCGAAAAACUAAUGCAUUCGAUUGAAAAGAUCCAGCUUAUUUUAUCUGAAAAAAAGACGUGCAUCGUUAUCAAAGAUGACAAAACCCUUCCCGUAACAAACAAGGGGACGAAAGCCAUACAUGGAGCCUCAAAGUUUACUUCGAACUAUGAAGGAAACAAAUCAGAAACGUGCAUCAAUACACAUCUUAAGGAAGAUUCUAUUGAUAGUCUAUCAAAUAAUCUUUCUAAUAUAUCUAUUAGUUUACCGUGUUGUAAUGGUGCCGAUACGAAUCCGGAUGAGAAAUAUGAUAAUAUUCCAUGUAUAUCAUAUGAAGAGUAUACUGGAAUUAGACAAUCAUUAAAUCUCCCAUGUUCUUAUAGUUCAAGUUCAUUUCGAUGGUUCACAUUUUCAAUUCGGUUCAUGGGUGAUUUGGUAUAUUUAUCUGUCUUAGAUUGUAGUAAUCCUAAUCGGAGCCUUUUACGUGCUGGUCUUGUAAAAGCAUGGUUUCCUGAUAUGAAUAAAAUUGACACAAAAUCCACUUUAAAUGAAAUACCAUUGAAAAAAGUACCACUUAGUCAACCAACACAUGCAUUACAUGAUUUAUGGUUAUUUUUAUCAACAACCAGUAAUCAAAAUAAAAUUGUAUUAUCAAAUAAAACGAUCUAUUGCCUUAUAUGUUACUCGUCAAAUAAUAAGAACAAUAGUAGUAAUGAUAAUAACAACUGCGAUGAUAUAAUUUAUCUUGGUCGAUUAAUACGUUCUACGCGUCAUUCAAAUAUUGUUCGUUCAGCUCAGCCGCAUGAUUGUUAUUUUUCCAAUGCUUAUCACGCUUUGAAUACAAUAACUCUUGACAAUAAGAGUACUACUACUACUAAUACUACUAAUAGUAAUAUUGAUGAGAUUGUUCAAUUCAUCAAUGAUAUGGAAAAACAAGAUGAUAAUUUGUCAUAUUGUAAAACAUCACCUAUGUCUAUCAAUGAAACAUUUAUUCAAAAAUGUUAUAAACUCUAUGAAUUCCUAUUUGACAACUUAUCAUUAUCUUCUAAUAACAAUGAAAAUAUAAUAAAUGGUGGUGAUAUAGUAUUACGGUAUUUUUCAAAUUCAUUAGAAUUCUUAAAGUUGUCUAAAGCGAAAACAAUAAUGUGGAUGGAGGCACCUAUUGAGUUAUAUCUUUUGCGUAAACUCAAAACUGCUUGCAAUAUCAUGGCAAAUAAGUCUGCAUUGGAUUCAACAAACAAUCAAAUUAAUGAUUUGAAUAAAAUACCUGAUAAUAUCUUACGUCGAUUGGCUGUUGUUGGUUUAGGUCGAACCCGAUUAACUCGUCUAGCUGGUCUAGGUGGAUGGAGACAAUUUGCUGGAUUUUUAUCUUAUCAUCCAUCGUCAUCAUUGAUGUUACAAAAUUCGGAAGAGGAUAUUGUUAAAAAUGCUUUUGUCACUGAUGAUCUGGAGAUUAUUCGUAUACUUUAUGUUUAUUUUCAUAAUGUUUACAAACAUUUGGAUCGUCAUGAAAAAUGCUAUUUAGAAGAUAACAAUCAUAGUCAUCAUAAUAAACCAAUGAAGUCGAAAGAGUUAUCUCGUAAAUUACAUAAUCCAUUUCUAUUAUCCUACUUAGAAGAUGAUCAUAAUGAUAAUGAUAAACAUGAUAAAAGUUAUAUAAUAAAUGAUAAAAUUCAAGCAUGGACAUCUUCUGGUAAUCAAUUAUUCGAUCCAUUUGGACAUCGUCAAUUAUGCCCACUCAAUAUGCAGCAAUCAAUGGAUCUAAUGAAAAGUGUACAAGUCAACUAUGAAUAUGUAUGUGGAGUCGAACUUAUUCGAUGGUGUGUGGAAAACAUGUUACUGUUUACCUUUUUAUAACUCAAACAAAACCAUCAUUGUAAUAGAAAUCCCGAAUCAAAUUUAACUUACCACCUUAUCCAAGUAUGCCAACAGAAUCAAUCAAUCUGAAUCGUUAUCGUGACCCAUCACUUCUAUUGUUGAAGGAAAUGGACUCUUCGUCAUCAUCAAGUUCCACAUCUUCAUCAGAUCCCGAAGAUUCAGAUGUAGAUAAUGACUCACUUAGACUUGAAGAUGUUGAUUAAAAUAACAGAAUUAUUUUCCCUCAUAUAAUUUAUUGUAAAUAGUUAUUUUUGAUAGUUUCUAUAAAAAACUAAAAGUUGAUUAAAUCAUUUUAUUGAUAUAGCCUCGUUCUCUGCCGAUAGUAUUUUACAGUCG
Messenger RNA from Schistosoma turkestanicum, 2421 nucleotides. Lineage: Eukaryota; Metazoa; Platyhelminthes; Trematoda; Strigeidida; Schistosomatidae. The record is from the annotation of a GenBank genome assembly.